This is a messenger RNA of Chelmon rostratus (copperband butterflyfish), 324 nucleotides long. RefSeq names its product histone H4. The transcript has a single exon. Gene Ontology annotation, cellular component: nucleosome. The record is from RefSeq and is a predicted model, not a curated record. The coding region runs from base 4 to 315 and encodes 103 amino acids. Lineage: Eukaryota; Metazoa; Chordata; Actinopteri; Chaetodontiformes; Chaetodontidae. Gene Ontology annotation, biological process: nucleosome assembly. Gene Ontology annotation, molecular function: structural constituent of chromatin; protein heterodimerization activity; DNA binding.
AAAAUGAGUGGACGUGGAAAAGGUGGUAAGGGACUCGGGAAAGGAGGCGCAAAACGUCACCGUAAAGUUCUUCGUGAUAACAUCCAGGGAAUCACCAAACCCGCAAUCCGCCGCCUGGCCCGUCGUGGUGGUGUGAAGCGUAUCUCCGGUCUCAUCUACGAGGAGACUCGCGGUGUGCUUAAGGUUUUCCUGGAGAAUGUGAUCAGAGACGCCGUCACCUACACCGAGCACGCCAAGAGGAAGACCGUCACCGCCAUGGACGUGGUCUACGCCCUGAAGAGGCAGGGGCGCACCCUGUACGGCUUCGGCGGUUAAACCCGGUCA